AUGGCUGAUGUCACUGACUUCCAAGAAAUAGAAGAUUUUUCUGUUUUAUCGAGUCUACUACUCAACGCAAUAAGGAUUCCCAAAAUUUCCGUGGCGCGGCGAGGGCUCGAGUCUCUGCAUCCCAACUUCACUGGCAAAGCCGACACUUCUUAUGAAAUGCGACUUAAGGAAGUGUCUCCCAAUUGGAACAUCUAG
Molecule: messenger RNA, 195 nt
Organism: Sungouiella intermedia
Lineage: Eukaryota; Fungi; Ascomycota; Pichiomycetes; Serinales; Metschnikowiaceae
Source: the annotation of a GenBank genome assembly